Molecule: messenger RNA, 3187 nt
Organism: Argiope bruennichi
Lineage: Eukaryota; Metazoa; Arthropoda; Arachnida; Araneae; Araneidae
Product: stomatin-2-like
Exons: 10
Coding region: 525-1496 (323 amino acids)
Cellular component (GO): plasma membrane
Source: RefSeq, a predicted model, not a curated record
CCUCAUCCUUUGACCACCUCUCAAAAUAAGAAAUCAAUAAAGCACACGUGUCGUUUCAAAAUGGGAAGUAAAUAUAAUUAAAACAAAAAUAAAGAUUUGUUUUUGAAAAAAUUCGAAAUAAGCUAAAAUUCGCCGGAAUAGCGCUGCCUGGCGAAGUUCCGUUUCCUGGCAACCCGGAUUCAGCAACGCAAGCCCAGACCACGAUGGUGGAUCUUUUAGACAUAAGCUACAGCCGAAUAUAAUCAAUGGAAAAUGCUGGGCUAGUCAGCUAAGACACAACCAUUUUACUCGUCACGGGACCAUAUUUGAUGGUCCUUAUAAAUGUCAAAACAACUCUAAAUAACUUAGUAAUUAUAGGAGAUUGAUUUUGUUUUUGACAUAUAUCAUUAGAUACAAGUUGUCCCAGUUUGCGUGAGGAGGAAUUCGCAUUUCCUUGAAAUAAAAUCAAUUGUUUUGAAAGCAGAGAAGCCUGACGUUUCCGUAACAUUCAAAAUAAGCCUGAUUUUUUAUUAUCUUCAAUCUGCAUGCCAACUCAAGUUUCACCAGAGCCUGAAGAAGAAGAUAGUAUGGCGCAGGAAAAGACAACUAAUAAUGAGUUAAGGCAUUUUGGAGAAUACGACCGUAUCCGCAUUCCUGUAGAAAUGGUGACGCGGAAUUCAACAGAGAGAAUCUCCUUCGUCCCGACUGAUUCCUCUGACACUGGGAUCGGGAUAUGUGGUUGGAUUCUCACUGCUUUGUCUAUGGUGAUAGCAGUUGCAACAUUUCCUUUAUCAAUCUUCUUCUGCAUUAAGGUCGUCCAGGAAUAUGAAAGAGCUGUUAUAUUCCGUCUUGGUCGUUUGUUACAUGGAGGGUCUAAAGGACCAGGAAUCUUUUUCAUCUUGCCAUGCAUUGAGAAUUAUACUAAAGUUGAUCUCAGAACUUUAACAUUUGAUGUGCCUCCACAAGAGGUUCUUACUAAAGAUUCUGUGACAGUGUCAGUGGAUGCUGUUGUGUACUAUCGCGUUCACAACGCCACUGUAUCAGUUGCUAAUGUGGAGAAUGCGCAUCACAGUACUCGACUGCUGGCCCAAACCACUCUGCGCAACAUGCUCGGAACUCAUAAUCUGCACGAGAUCCUCGCUGACAGGGAAACUAUUUCCAAUACAAUGCAGAAUUGUUUAGAUGAAGCUACAGACCGCUGGGGGAUUAAAGUGGAACGAGUUGAAAUCAAAGACGUUCGCCUGCCCGUUCAGUUGCAACGAGCAAUGGCAGCAGAAGCAGAAGCAGCUCGAGAGGCUAGAGCAAAGGUUAUUGCCGCAGAAGGUGAGCAGAAAGCUUCUCGAGCCUUGAAAGAAGCUGCUGAAGUGAUUGCCCAGUCCCCAGCUGCUCUUCAGCUGCGUUAUCUCCAGACCUUGAACACCAUCUCGGCGGAGAAGAAUUCGACCAUUAUUUUCCCCCUGCCCAUAGAUUUCCUCAGCCAGUUCCUGCCAUCCAGGCUGCAGGCCGCAUCCGACUAAAACCCUCGUUUCUUUCCGUUAGCCUAAGUGUCGCACAAGCUCAGCUAAUAUUUCAUUUGAUUCUGAUCGGCGUUUAUUCAUCACAACUUCCCUUAACAAGAUUCAAUAUUUCAUAAAUUGGUGCUGCAUGCUUUUAUUGUUCGGAUAAAUAAGUGAAGGACUGGCAGUUUUGAUAAUCCGCCUAAAAUUAUUCAUAAUCAUAAUUAUAGUAAAAAUUCAAUAUUAAUCAAACUAGACGCAACUGGAAAUUCAUCAAACAAAUAAAAUAUAUAUUAGCUUAUUAAAAAAUAAGGCCUACAUAAAAUUAAUAUCAAAGUUGCGUUCUUUUAUAAAAUAGUUUCUAUUAAUAAAAUCAAAUAAAAACAAGAACAGGGGCGGAAUUAUAGUUGAAGAGGUAUCACUAAAUUGAAAGCCAAAAAGUUAAUCAAACUGAUCAAAUGUUAGAAACUGCAGUUUUCUGCAGUUUAAUUUAUUGUGGUUUGAUUUCGCUUUUUUGAUAAGUAAAUGAUUAGCAUGCGCCCCCCCCCUCCCCCAGUUGUUUCCAGGGACCCAAUAUUUACUCCAUCGUCUGAAACUAAAUAUUCUCAAUAAGAUAAAGUUUUUCAUAAGCAUAUUCUCCGUAACGAAGAAUGAAGAACAGAAACCUGUAUUUACAUGAUUGACUCUGAGAUUUCAAAAUUACCUUUUAGAAAUACGUGAAAACAUUUUGCAGUCAUCGGAAAAGUCAGUCGAUUUUUUUAUAUAAAUACAUUUAAGUGAAAAACAAAAUUUGGUAGCUUCAAAUGCAUCUUAACUGUUUAAUGGAAUUGUUUUCUUCAAAAGUUGAGUGGAAUUUUAUUAAGAUUCGUUUCUUUUUUGCCAAUGAUAAAUUUUAAAUGACAGUUUUGGCAUUAAAAUUCUUAAUUUUAGGACGUUUUCUAAACAUUUCUGCUUUAAUUAAUUACAAUUUAAUAUGAAAGCCAAUAAUAACAACUGAAGGAAAUGUUUUAAGAUAGAUUAUUUUCGUAUAUUCAUAUUUUUCAUUUUAAUAUUAUUAUGAGGUAUUUAUUUUCAUUUUUAAAAACUUAAAAUUCUAGCAAACAAAUAUUUGUCUGUUUUGUUAUUCAAAAACACAUAGUGCAGCAAUUCUUCAUACUAAAUAAUUCAUUGAAAAGAAUCAAAGCAUAUGUUUAAUAAAAGCUCUAGAAAAGAAAUAUAGAAAGUGAGAAUACAUUAAUUCUAACAAUGGAAUAAAAUAAUGCUUAUUAAAAAGUAAAAAACAACUUUAUUUGAUUUAUUUCGUAAUUAAAAAAAGAUGUUAACCUACAGAAUAUUUUUAGAAACUUAGCAUUUUAAUAAGUUUGGCCUGUUGAAAAUUAUUUUUUUCCCGAUAUAACCAAGGAAAUAUUUACAAGAACUGCAUUUUAAUCAAAAAAAUAAGACAUUAAAAUUUAUAUAUAUUAUAAUUAUUUCAAAGGACAGCUUGUCUUUAUCAAGGCAUCAUUUGUUUAUUGUAACUGUAGAUUGUUGAGCAAUCUACAAAUCCCUAAAACAGCUAUUUACAUAGAAUGAACAACAUAAAUUUAUUAAAUAAUCAUUAUUUAUUCUUUAAGUAGCAAAAAUAUUUAGGAAUUCGUGUUAUUCGUUAUAUUUUCAAAAACUUUUAUAUGUAUAUUUGAUUUACAUGUAUUUUAUAUAUUCCAUACUCAUAU